This is a messenger RNA of Fusarium mangiferae, 954 nucleotides long. RefSeq lists its product as uncharacterized. The transcript is spliced from 2 exons. The coding region runs from base 1 to 954 and encodes 317 amino acids. NCBI's taxonomy places the organism in Eukaryota, Fungi, Ascomycota, Sordariomycetes, Hypocreales, Nectriaceae. The record is from RefSeq and is a predicted model, not a curated record.
AUGCACUUUUCCUCCCUCGCCACCCUGGCCCUCGCCACUGUCGUUGGGGCAGCCGACAAUGCUGUUCAGUAUGUCCUGGCCACAGCAACAAUAACCCAAUGCGCUUCCCUCGAAGUCUUGACCCGAACCGUCGACCUCGAGGUCCUGGGUCCGACCUGCAUCAUAAAAUAUCCAGAGAUCUCUGGAGGCCCUAUCAUCGUCGAGGUUGAGGCCCCCGAGUGCGAUUGCGGAUGCAAGACUUGCAUAAACACAAUUGAGUAUACGACAUACUUCCCAGCCUUUUGCUCUACGGGGCUCUACGAACAAAAGUACGUUAUUACAGAAACAUAUAAAGGAAUGGAGGCCCAGCCUACCAUAGAGUCUCAAUCUAUUCCUUUCGGAUUCACUUGCGAUGUGCAGACGUGUACUACAUGUGGUCCUGAGCCCAUCACUGCCACUAUCACGUACCCAGUCAAUGGGCACCCAUACAUCAACGGCGGUGCUCGCCCCACACUGAUGCCUGCGAAGCCUGGCGAGAUCAGUGCCGAGAGCGGCGGUCCAAGUGGCGGACAGGCUGGUAGCAACGACGGCAGCCGUAGCGGGCAGAACGGAGAAGAGAAUGGUAGCAACAGUAGCAGCCACAGCAGUAGCAAAAGCGCUCAGAAUGGAAGUCACGAUGGUAGCCAGACUGGCAACAACAGUGGUAUCAAUGGCGAUAGCAACGGCGGUAGCCAGAGCGGUCAGAAUGGUGGACAGGAUGCGAAGUCCAAUAAAGGAAACGCCGAGCCGGAGAUUACAAGAACUGAUGACGGAUUUGAGUCAAGUGUCAGGCCAACCUCUGGCACUUAUACUUCUGAGGCUGUCUCUCCCGGAACUUCAGAUGUCCCAUUCGCCGUGUCGGGAGCCGGUCGGGAGCUUGGGUUGACUGGCCUGGGCAUGGCAUUCUUAGCUGUUGUCCCGCUGAUUUUCCUGUAG